AUGAUCGACGUUGAGCUUCUCCGCCCCAAAAAACCAUCUUCACCAGAAGAAGGCGUCAAACUCACCCAAAAAGAACAACACGUCGAAAAUAUCCUCAAACAAAUGAAGAGCUACAAGAAGAAAUACUACAUCACAGACUGGGUCAUGCGAGCUAUUCGACAUGUCGUUGAACUAGCGAGACAACGAUCACCGGCACCGAUGUCAACCGAGGACGAUUCUUCACCGAGCAGUUGUCUCGAUAUGCUGAAGACCCGACCGAGUUACUAUUUGCGACUCGUCAUGACGCUUGAUAUGAGUAUCAGCAAUGGCAGACUCCCAGACGAAUGCGAUUUCCCCCCAUCGUUACGAAAAGCAGGUCGUGGGCUGAGCUCCAGAUCUCAAGUAACUUCCAUGCCAACCGUGGACGAACAAUCGAUGAAGCGUUUCUCCGCCAUGAACAAACAUCUCAUCCCUGACAACCUAACCGACUUUAUGGACCACAACAAUCUCCUCUUCAACAACACGCAAACCCAAGAUUUACGAAGUAUCGAUCAAGAAGCUUUCUUCAACAAUAAACAGCCCUUUCCUGCUGAUUUAACAGCAGCGUUGUGCGAGAUUACGAAUAUUCCACCGCUGGAUUUCAGCGAUAUGUCUUUGAUGGAUUCAACGCAUUUUAAUGACUUUGGCGGCGUUCCGUUUUGGCCUUAUGACUUAUUGGGGUCGCCGCCUGAGCAGGCUGGGGGACAGGUGGAGGAGGUUGGGAUGGGUGACAUGUUGAACGGACUGAUGGGGGACAUGAAUGAUAAGACUUAUGAAGGGAAUGGGAAGGAGAGUGCGGCGAAUGAUAUGGUUAUGGAUUCUUUUUGA
Fusarium musae is the source of this 846-nucleotide messenger RNA. RefSeq lists its product as uncharacterized. Bases 1 to 846 code for a protein of 281 amino acids. Lineage: Eukaryota; Fungi; Ascomycota; Sordariomycetes; Hypocreales; Nectriaceae. The transcript has a single exon. The record is from RefSeq and is a predicted model, not a curated record.